Messenger RNA from Cokeromyces recurvatus, 1349 nucleotides. Its product is annotated as mevalonate kinase-like protein. The transcript is spliced from 3 exons. Gene Ontology annotation, molecular function: mevalonate kinase activity; ATP binding. Gene Ontology annotation, biological process: ergosterol biosynthetic process; isoprenoid biosynthetic process. The record is from RefSeq and is a predicted model, not a curated record. Gene Ontology annotation, cellular component: cytoplasm. Lineage: Eukaryota; Fungi; Mucoromycota; Mucoromycetes; Mucorales; Mucoraceae. The coding region runs from base 11 to 1252 and encodes 413 amino acids.
ACUUAUUGUGAUGACAGUAACAGAGAUGAAUGAACGAAUACUUGUUUCUGCUCCCGGAAAAGUGAUUUUAUUUGGCGAGCACUCUGUUGUAUAUCAAAAGACUGCAGUAGCUGCAUCUCUUGGUCUCCGUUCUUAUCUCUAUCUUGAAAAAAGAAAAGACAAUGUAGUUCAACUUAUUUUACCUGAUGUUAAUAUAAAUAAGGCAUGGACUUUAAAUGAAUUCCCUUUUAGAUACAAUUAUCCUGAUUCAGAUACCCGUCAUCCCAAUAAUAUGCCAAUAGAACUUCGUGAAAAAAUAGACCAAUUAUCUGGUUUUUCAGGAAAGGAAACAGAUGCUAAAACUCAAGCCCUUACAGCGUUUUUAUAUCUUUUGAUAAUUCUUGAAUCAAAAGCUAAGGAACCAUUAACACACGGUUUCACAGUAUGUGUUCGUUCCUUUUUACCCGUUGGUGCUGGUUUAGGUAGUUCAGCAAGCUUUUCAGUCGCGAUUGUUACAGCUUUAUUAAUCCUUAAUAAAAUGAUUCCUGUCGAUUUCAAUACCAGUAAAUCUAAUGACACAGCCAGUUAUCUUGAUUUGAUCAAUAGGUAUGCAUUUAAGGCAGAGGAAGUAAUACAUGGUAAUCCAAGUGGUGUCGAUAAUGCAGUAGCUACCUUUGGGGGCGCCAAAACGUUUAUGCGUGGACAAGGUUUUACUACCCUCGAAGGAUUUUAUUCUUUGCGUUUAUUGCUAACUAAUACAAAAGUACCUCGAUCCACAAAUGCAUUAGUUGCUGGUGUAGGAGAAAAGAGAAAGAAGUAUCCUGAAGUUAUUGAACCUAUGCUAGAUUCUAUGCACCAGAUUGCUAUUCACUGUCGUGAUGCAUUCAAACAAUUAAAAAAGGGAGAAUUAACAAAGGAAGGAUUGAUGGAUCAACUGGAAGAUUUGGUUACGUUAAACCAUUGUUUACUUGAUGGUCUUGGUGUAAGUCAUCCUAGUUUAGAAAAAGUAAGAGAAAUCACUGCUCAGUUUGGUCUCAAGACAAAAUUGACAGGCGCUGGUGGUGGUGGCUGUUCUGUAACUUUCAUUCGGGACUCAGUCUCUCAAAGUUUAAUAAACGAAGUUAUGUUAAAACUAAGAAAUGAAGGCUUUGACUGUUAUCAAACUUCUGUUGGUGGAAUUGGUGCUGAUGCUGUUACUUUGCUUCAAAAUGAAACAUAUCAAUGGCUUCUUGAAGCAGAUCGUGAAACUUUAGAACAUUAUUUUACAAAGUGAUUGAGCAUGAAUAAUAAUAAUAAAAAAAAAAAGAGUGCCUUACAAAGAUCAUAAAUGGGAAAAUGAUGAUAAAAUAUUAUGCUUAUUCUAGUUGAGG